CAAUGUAUCUAUUACUACAGCUCCAGUUCCCAAACUAACCUGACUCAGAAGAAUAAUAAAAAUAACAAAACAAAAAAUAAUGGCUAAACUUCAACAAAACAAUAAUGACCAGUUUAACUUCUGGUCAUCAUGCCGUCGAAAAAUAAUCGAAACCAUGAAAUGCAGUGGCACAAUAUCAUGUCACAAGAAGACUGUUAAGUCUCAAGUAAUUACUGAUCAGAAUCAGCCACAAGAGAUGAUAAAAACCUCUGUAGAUGUGAAAGGGGCGACUGAAAAUCUUUUGAUGUUGUUUAGGAUAUCGUCAUUGGAAGAAGAGAAUGUGAAGUUGAAAGAGGUGGUGAAAAAGUUGCAAAGUGGUGAAAAUGAACAUGUGUUGCAAGGAGCUAAACAAGUCAGGGAGUUGGCUAAAGAGGAUUUGGAAAACAGAAAGAAAUUGGGUUUGCUUGGAGUGAUUCCACCACUUGUUGGAAUGCUUGAUUCCAAGGAUUGCCAUUCCCACAUUGCUGCUUUAUAUGCUCUUCUCAAUCUUGGAAUUGGAAAUGACAUGAACAAAAGUGCUAUUGUUGAGGCAGGGGCACUACACAAGAUGCUAGAUCUAGUGAAAUCUCCAAAAGAGGGUAUGCCUGACCCGGAUUUAUCAGCGGUAGUUGUUGCGAAUUUUCUUGGAUUAAGCGCGCUAGAUUCGAAUAAACCUAUAGUCGGGUCAUCUGGAGCGGUGGUGUUCUUGAUCAAAACCCUCAAAAGUUUUACAAAGCCCAAUAAUUCACAAGUGGUUCAAGAUUCUUUGAGGGCCCUUUACAAUCUAUCCAUAUUACCUUCCAAUAUUUUGCUUAUGGUUGAGGUUGAAAAUUUUGUGCCCUUUCUGUUUACAAUGAUUGUUGAAAUUGAAGCAAGUGAUAGAGUCCUUUCGGUUUUGAGUAAUAUUGUGUCGACCCCUGAGGGAAGAAAGGCGGUUAGUAUGGUCCAGGAUGCGUUUAAAAUCUUGGUAGAUGUUUUAAACUGGGUGGAUUCACCCGGUUGCCAAGAAAAGGCGACGUAUGUGUUGAUGAUUAUGGCUCACAAGUCGUAUGUAGAUCGACAAGCCAUGAUUGAUGCCGGGAUUAUGUCAUCAUUACUUGAAUUAACUCUUAUAGGUAGUGCUUUAUCUCAAAAAAGAUCCUCUAAGAUUCUAGAGAUCCUGAGAGCCAAUAAAGGGAAACGAGUUUCAGGGGCAGGGACAACUUUAUCAGCGCCCCUUUGUGGGUCCACUGAUACCGAAUCAGUGGACUCGUCGAAAAGGUUUCUGAAUAACAAUGCAGUAAAGCAUUUGGUAGAACAGAGUUUGCACAACAAUAUGAGAAGGAUAGUGAAGAGGGCGAAUAUUCCUAAAGAGUUUAUGUUGUUGGAGCAUUCAAAGUCAUCAGUUGCAUCAUUUUCGACUUCAAAAAGCUUACCAUUCUAAGACUAGUUUAAUGGUGCAUUGGAUAGUUUUUUUUCCUUUUAAAGAUAGCAUUGUAUGAUUAAACCUUUGUUAGGGCUUUUAUGUAGUUCCUUGACUUAAGGGACUUUUAGAAUGACCAAAUGUUUGAAAAAGCUAC
Messenger RNA from Erigeron canadensis, 1577 nucleotides. Its product is annotated as U-box domain-containing protein 13-like. NCBI's taxonomy places the organism in Eukaryota, Viridiplantae, Streptophyta, Magnoliopsida, Asterales, Asteraceae. The record is from RefSeq and is a predicted model, not a curated record. Bases 80 to 1441 code for a protein of 453 amino acids. Gene Ontology annotation, molecular function: protein binding. The transcript has 2 exons.